ACCGAGAGAGAAGGGAGGAGAGAAAGGAAGGGAAGGAGGAGGAGAAUGAGUAGACUAGGUUUAUAGAAUAAGCGUCCCCUAUGAACACAAGGAAUGACAGUCCUGCUUGCAUCACAGGUACAAACGCCUCCGAUUGGUUGAAGCACAGUUCUGAAGGAGAAGACAGAGGAAGGACUUCAAGGGCCUGAGCAUGCGCUAUUGUGUCUCCAGUCCGUACAUAUGUAAGACAAAAUCCUUCUGUAGCUAUAGACAUUGCUGUCUGACAUCCACUGUCGUGGUAGACUACAAGAAUAGGUAUUUUCUACUAAGAACUGGACCUACACACAUCUAGAGCUCCUUUCGGUUUCAUUUUAAGGUUCUUUUCGGGUUUAGCUUUGGCUGUAGCCUAUCCAACCCUAACCUCACCGAAACGGGGACUCUAACCCUGACGGGAAUCGAGUCCUGUCGGUUCUCCUUCCCCAGGGCAGUAGAUGACACAGUCCUGGACCAUGUAAGGGAGCUGAAGGAUAAAUCUGCAGUGUUUCUACCAGAGCGAGAGACUAGAGGAGCGAGGGAAGAGGAGGAAGAUAGAGGAAUGGGCGUGGGGAAGAAUACCACCUCUAUGUCGAUGGAGGGAGGAGAAGGGGCAAAGUAUGAGGAGGAGAACAAACACAGCGCAGACUUCUACCCCAUUCCGGUGGUGGUGAACGGAGUGGAACAGGCCGCUGGAGAGCAGGACACUGAAGACACUGAGCUGAUGGCCAUCUACACUAAAGAGAUCCAGGAAGGAGAGAAGAGUUCCAUGUCAGACACGUUGGACAGUGCAGACAGUAUGGACGCCAGGAGAAUGGACAUGAUCUACACCAUCGAAGACACACCUCCCUGGUACCUGUGUAUAUUCCUGGGCUUACAGCACUACCUGACGUGUUUCAGUGGUACCAUCGCGGUGCCGUUCCUGCUAGCUGAAGCCAUGUGUGUAGGGUUUGACCAGUGGGCUACCAGUCAGCUCAUAGGAACUAUCUUCUUCUGUGUGGGAAUUACCACCCUGCUACAGACUACACUGGGCUGCAGGCUUCCUCUGUUCCAGGCAAGUGCAUUUGCCUUCCUGGCUCCCGCCAGAGCAAUCCUGUCACUAGACAAGUGGAAGUGCAACGCUACAGUGGUUCCGCCAAUGUUCAACGAAACCGAGCUGUUCAACACUGAACACAUCUGGCAUCCCCGAAUACGAGAGAUCCAGGGGGCUAUCAUUGUGUCGUCUCUGAUAGAGGUGUGUAUCGGCUUCCUGGGGCUUCCAGGACUCCUGUUGAAAUACAUCGGCCCUCUGACCAUCACCCCAACCGUGGCCCUCAUCGGCCUUUCUGGCUUCCAGGCUGCAGGGGAAAGAGCAGGGAAACACUGGGGCAUCGCCAUGCUGACUAUAUUCCUGGUGUUGUUGUUCUCUCAGUAUGCGAGGAACGUACAGCUUCCUCUGCCCAUCUACAAGGCUAAGAAAGGAUGGACCUCUUAUAGAUUACAGCUCUUCAAGAUGUUCCCCAUCAUCAUGGCCAUCCUGGUGUCAUGGCUGAUCUGUUUCAUCUUCACUGUAACCAACGUUUUCCCGCCGGAGAAAGACAAGUAUGGUUACUACGCCCGCACUGACGCACGCCAGGGGAUACUGGCAGCUGCACCUUGGUUCAAGAUCCCCUACCCCUUUCAGUGGGGUGUUCCUACGGUAACAGCAGCAGGGGUGAUAGGUAUGUUCAGUGCCGUGGUCGCUAGCAUCAUCGAGUCUAUCGGGGACUACUAUGCCUGUGCCCGACUCUCCUGUGCCCCCCAACCCCCUGUUCACGCCAUCAACAGGGGUAUAUUUAUGGAAGGUCUGUCCUGCGUGUUGGAUGGGCUGAUGGGGACAGGAAACGGCUCUACUUCCUCCAGUCCUAAUAUAGGCGUGCUGGGCAUCACUAAGGUAGGCAGUCGGCGUGUGAUCCAGUACGGUGCUGCUAUGAUGCUGCUGCUAGGGUUGGUGGGUAAAUUCAGUGCGUUGUUUGCCUCCCUGCCUGACCCUGUCUUGGGGGCGCUGUUCUGUACCCUGUUUGGAAUGAUCACAGCUGUGGGACUGUCCAACCUGCAGUUUGUAGACCUCAACUCCUCCAGGAACCUCUUUGUUUUGGGCUUCUCAAUCUUCUUUGGCCUGGUGCUGCCCAGCUAUCUCAAACAGAACCCUCUGGUCACUGGUAUAGUGUCGCUAGACCAGGUGUUGAACGUGCUCCUGACCACAGCCAUGUUCGUAGGGGGGUCAGUGGCAUUUGUGCUGGAUAACACUAUCCCUGGUACCAGGGAGGAGCGAGGGAUCGGGAAGUUGAAGCGAGGGUCGGGACCCAGUGCUGCGGAGCUGGAGGGAAUGAGAACCUACGACCUCCCGUUUGGCAUGGACUUCCUGCGUCGUCACACAGUCUUCCAAUACUUCCCCAUCAGCCCUACCUUCAGCGGCUACCAGUGGAGCGCGAUCCGCAAGGCCUGCAGACGUAGGGGUGGACAGGGGGAGGCAGGGAAGGAAGCAGAGAUGAAGAGAGUCACAGAACCAGGGGAGAGCGGGGUAUAGCAGACGGGUAGGAACGGGGUGGAGGGGAGGGGGAAGGGAUGGAGCUUGGAACCAUGGAAGGGAGGAGAGGGAUGGAAGGGAGGGGUGGAGGUUUUUGUGUUGUGUCAGUGCAGUGUGACAUGCUCAACCCUGUCUUGUAUGUCUGUGUGUCUGUAGAACUCCCUGUUUAUGCCCUAUCCAUGCUGUUAUUAGCAUGUUAUAACAGGUGACAUUAGCGUGUUAUAAUGUCCUUCUAGAGGAGGGUUCAGGUGGAGUUGCAACGCUCUCGUCUCUACCUAGUAUGUGUGCAUAAGAGCAGUGUAUUAGACAGCCCCUUUAUUGAGGUCCCUGUCUUCCCAAUACACUAUUUCUACUGGGUCCUUAAGUUCAAGCACUUAUUUUCAAGGUCAACCUGUCUACAUUCAUUCCAAGAAAUAAAAGGUUUCUUCUCAGCCGUUGAACCAAAAUACUCUUAAUAUAUUACACUCCCAGGGGCUCCGCGUGCAUUUGUGUGUGUGUAUGCCAACCCAUGACAUUGUGAUGGGGUUGUGUGUGUCACUUGCACUGGCGCAUUCCCUGUUUAAGGACAGAGAUGGACAGUAUCUAAUUUACAACAAAUGUUCUUAAGCUGAAUCGUUGACACCUUACAGACCCAAUGAGAAUCAGACGAAGCUAGUCAGUCAGCCCUGUUUAGCAAACCUACACUGCCCACGGUGGUUAUGGGAAAUGUAGUCCUGUUGAAAGGGAACUGGAUUAAAGUUGGAGAGGCUUGAUGCACAUUAAACUAAUAAUUUGCCUGCACACUACAUUUACACACGCACACUAGCGAGCACAAGCUUAAUUGCAUGCAGAUAGUGUAGAUGCAAGUGGCUUGUCAAAUGGCAAACCUUAGCCAUGCAAAAUGAUUGAUCUUCAUUUUGCACUAUUAGUGCGAAGAGUUAAUGCACAGAAUGUUAGUUGAAACCUGCUUCUCUAAUUGGCUUCUACCCACAUAACACGGCCACACUUCAAACACAACAGUUCAGACAAUGUCAUCCACUGGACGUAGGGCUCUCAGUCCCGUAGCCCUAGACACUUUUCCUGGUGACCUAGUCCUAGACACUUUUCCUAGUGCCCUAGACACUUCUAGGGCCCUAGCCGUAGACAUUUCUAAAUGACCUCUCAUAGAUCUGAAGGAGAAUGAAUGUCAGUAUCCUGGUAAAAGCUCAUUCUAGCCCUCUAAAGGGAUAAUUGAAGCUUGUACCACUGAUUACGGAGUCUGUUUCUUUCAAUCCAGCAGGUGCCAUGAAGAAGUGUUUAGGUCAGGGGUAAGAGCUGUGGAUGAGGUCUUGAUUUAAGACUGGGACUGUUGAUGUUCACCCAGUCAGCUUGCAAGCCUUACUGUGUCAGUAUUAUCUUUAGCAUCGUUAACAAAUGCCACCAAAACCAGCUCUCUCCUGAACGCAUACACCCUCAACCAGCUGCUGUUAUUACAACUGGAAUUAAUACAGCAUUUGAAGGUUGACUUAUAAACUGCUUAUAAGCCAUUAUUGCAUAAUAUAACUAGUAUUAACUGCUUACAAGUCAAUGUAAGUUUUUUAUUGAAAUGUAACAUUUAUUAACAUGUAUUACCUGUAAGGACCUAUAAUCAUAAAUCAUGAAAAACAGACUAUACAAUGUAAUAGUUUAACAAUGUUCAUGAGCAGUUCAUAAGGACACUUUCAAAACCUUUUUACGUUUGUACUAUGUUUAGAGAGGCUACACCGAUUUAGCGCGAAGCAGAAUGCACUUGGUUAGCUAGUUGUGCGAUCACAACGUAGUUUUUGAAAUGCAGACCUUUUUCUAUUUCACUGAUGUUCUUCAUUUUGUUAUUGUGUUCGGUUCAUACUUAGUCUAGUGUUCUGUGGUGUUUGUGAGCACAUUCAUGGUCAUAUAGGUGGUGUGCCCACAGCCUAAGUGAAGAUCAUGCUAUGAUAAAGGCUUGCAUGCAGAUUCACACCAGUGCAUGGUUUACAAAGGAAGGAAAUGGAGAGACGCUCCACAGAUUUAGCUAGGGAAAUUACCAGAAAGAUGCUUUGAAAUCAUUUCUACCCAGAUGCCUGACAAAGUGAGAAAUGGUGAGAGAAAAGAGGUGAUUUUUAUGGUACCAAUCCUCUCCCUGAUCGCUAUAGGCUCCCCUUCCCUCUGCUCUGUCCUACUCUGAUACAGGUGUCAGAGGUCUACACUACUGUUCUGUUCAAGUGAACACAUUGUUUGAUUUACAGACACCAUAGCAUAGUCUUCAAGUUUAAUGGUUGUGGGGUAGAGUGUAUUUGAUGAUGUUGAUAGGGGUGUCCUGGGGGUAUUUGUUCACAAUGGCUCACAGACUACAAUCUUGUCCUGCACCUAUUGAUUCUGUCUAUUGUUCUACUAUUAUUAUGAUUGAUACUGGUGUCAUUAUUCGUGUUGUUGGCAUUGUUCACGUGUUUUGGUUCUAUGUGCCGACCCCCAAUCCCCUCUACAUCACUCACUUGCCUCACCCUCCCUUCUUCCAUCCUCACAUCAACUGUAGGAACCUGCAGCUCAACUUCAAAUACAACUUUAUUUAUAGUUCCUGUAACAUACAGUACAGGUCACACCUCACAAGUUGAAUGUCCUCUAAUGACUGACUACACAUUCAGUGGACCAGUAAAUAUCACUCAAGACUAUUGCCAGGUAGUGCUCCCUGACUGUGUGUGUUCACAUGUUUCAGAGCUGGGUUCAAGUCAAGAAUUCAAAAACUGGGGGUGCAUCAGAAAUGGCACCCUAUUCCCUAUAUAGUGCACUGUACUACAUAGAGAAUAGAGUGCCAUUUGCGACACAAUGAGUGUGAUUGACAUGGAGAUGACCCUCUGGAACCUCUGCUAUGUGUGUCUGGCCUGGAGCGCUGUGUUUUACUGUCUGAGCCGUCAUCUAUAGGAAAGCCAUGGUUGAUUGUUGGGGUAGGGUUGAAUUGGGACUCCUCCUGGCCAGUAUUGUUCUCUAUUAUAAGCCUACAAAACAUAGUUAACUUAAAAAGAUGCACAGAUAUGCAUAAUGAUUGAUCUUUGCAGAACCAAAAUGCAAAAGAAGCACCUGUCCUUUCUUCAUUCUUUUUCAUCAACUAUGUCUCUUACUCUUCUCUUUGCUGCACCAAAACAAUGAGUGGCGAUAGUCACUGGUUCAGACAUGUAGAAAUGUAAACCAUUUUAAGUAACAUUUCAAAUUGACUUGGAUUUUUCAUGUUUUUAUUUAUUUAUUUGUGAUUAGUAAGAGUCUGUUUAGUGGGAUGUAUGUGAAGCCAAUUUGUGUGCCAUAUGCACAUUGUCAGAAAGACAUUAGUUUUGAGUUUACUUGUUAGUUUACUGGCCUUAUUAGAAUGUUUUUCAGAUUUUCCACUGAGAUACUGAUAUUGUUAGUCCCCACAGGCAGCAGGUUGAUGUUACCUCUGGAUACUGAUCACAGAUCAGUUUUGUGUUGUCUCCCUUAAUGAGUGUGGUUAGAAUUUGUUGUGACUGGUCCUAUCUGUGCCUAAGGACAACUUAUACAACAAGCUCUGAAGGGAGAGGCUCCAGCGUGUACUCUUUAGAACCUGAACAGAGAAAAGCAACAUUCUUACUAAGAUCAUAUAAUCACACAUGGUUCUCUUACAAGAAGUCAUUCCAUGCAUGUUGUAUUUUUAUGAAAACCCUUUUGAACUGGACAUGGCUCAGUUAGGGACCCAGGGUGAGGGAAGAGGUUGAAGAGAGGGCAGUCUAGAACAGGGGUUCUCAAACUUUUUAGGUCUUGGGACCCCUUUUGUGAUGCCAAAUUUCAGGGACCCCCUCAUAAUCAGAACACAACUCAAGUGAGCUGAACAUUUGCAUACAAGGAAGAACCAACUCUUGAACCCUGAAAAGGAACAUUUUAAAGGCCCAUCUCUUGGCAUCAGAGAGAUAAUGUUGCAGUUUUUCAAGCAAAUUUCCUGCAAUUCUACACAUUUUGUCAUGGGGAAGAGAUUGUUUGUGUUGCAGAUUUAAAUCGAAUAUCCUGAAGUUCUAUACAUGUUGCCAUGAAGCAUGUUUUUUUGCUGCAGUUUUAAAGCUUAAAUUACAGUGCAUUUUAAUAUAUUUUAAAAAAUCAUUUUUGGGAAUAAAAGGAAGUAAUUGACUUGAACAAAUUUACUGUGGAUACCAAUAUCCCUGUGAGCCUCCCAAACCCAUGUUGCCAAGAGUUAAUAACAAAUUAUAUUGUUACAUUUUAUUAUAUUGUAUUACACCCUCAACUUAUUCCAUGGAUCACUUGGCCAAAAUCUGUUUAAUCAGUAAUAUUCAUUAAAAAAAAUGGUCAUUUAAAUAUUUAGUUUGAUAUGUUUUGAAAUCUGUCCACGGACCCCUUGCAGUACCGCCGCACCCCACUUUGAGAACCCCUGGUCUAGAAGAUCUGUUCUAAUAGCAGGGUUCUGAGAACACCUUUAACAUUUUGCUGUAAACAGACUAACUAUUUUCAGUGUGUGGAGAGAAGAGGGUAGUCAAUGGUUUUGUAGUCUUUUGAAAGGAGAUGGGGAGUGGGACAGGAGGGGUGUAUUCUGCCACUUGUGGUGAAAUAACUUUGUACACACAUGCAUAUUCUAUAAUGCAAUUUCUAUGACGUCACCACACACUAAUGCAACUAGCAGAGAUUCCCCUCCACACCUGCAGUGCAAAUAUGGUGUAAGUGUCCUCUCCGUUUUAGUGUACCUAUAUUCUCUAUUGAAAUGGCGAUGUUGAAUGCAGGAAUAGACACUGGUUGGCCACUAAGAGUCUGUGGAUCCAGGGCAAGGUUCAGUGAUCUAAGGUCAGUUUUGCAUUCCUCCAGACUAAUGCUUAGUGUUAGGAUUUGGGGUGGGUAGACUGUUCCUAGAUUGGUGUCAAGGGCAUUUUUCACCCAAAGUGCUGAUCGGUACUUAGCUUGUUUUGACUUUGAUAUCUUUAGUUUGUAUUGAAUGGACCUCCUUGGUGCCGAUAGAUUCUUCACACAGCAUGGAUAGUAAAAAAAAACUUUCAAAAAACGGAAUUAUACCCAUAAAACUGUUAAAUAUAACUACAAUAUAAACCAGGGGUACAUCUUAAAUGGUUUACUAUUUCCCAUGUAGAGCACCACUGACUCUGGAAAGUAGUGCACUAGGGGAGUAGGGUGUCAUUUGAGCUUCAGCCCAUAGCUCACCUCAUGUGAGCCAAUGCCUCACCUCUGCAUGUGCUUUCUCACUCAAGGUCAGGAGGUGUAUGACACAAAUCUAUCCCUUUCAGUUAUUUUGAAGGGGAAGCUACCUGAAGAAUAUGCUUUUUGUCUUGUGUUUUAUCUUUUCCAAUGUUUUCUUGUUUGUUUUUUAUACAUAAUUUUUGUUUUUACAAAGAUGUUUGUAAGAAAAUAAAUCAUGCCUUUUUAAUCUUAAAUUGUCAUGCUGCAAUGCGCACCAUUUUUGUUACAUUUUUAUUUAAUAAACAAAAGAUACAUUUUUUUUUCUAUUUCAAAUCUGUAGUUUGGUGGAAUACUUUUGCUAGCUGGACAUUUUUUCAUAUUGUAUUUUUCUAACAUUGCUUCCUGUUAUCAAGUUAAUACAGUAUCAGUACAAAUUGAGGGAGCUGACUUUAAACAGAUGUAUAAAUAUAUAUUGAAUUGAGUACAAUGUGCUAAGAAACUUCUGGACCAGGCAUUGUGUAUACUAACAGUAGCAACAAAAUGUUAUUCUUUGUUCCUAAAGCUAUUUAAUAAGAUGUUACAGAAUCA
Messenger RNA from Oncorhynchus gorbuscha (pink salmon), 8263 nucleotides. Its product is annotated as solute carrier family 23 member 2-like. Lineage: Eukaryota; Metazoa; Chordata; Actinopteri; Salmoniformes; Salmonidae. Bases 575 to 2560 code for a protein of 661 amino acids. Gene Ontology annotation, biological process: L-ascorbic acid metabolic process; transmembrane transport. The record is from RefSeq and is a predicted model, not a curated record. Gene Ontology annotation, cellular component: membrane. Gene Ontology annotation, molecular function: transmembrane transporter activity. The transcript has 15 exons.